Messenger RNA from Colletotrichum phormii, 447 nucleotides. RefSeq names its product ankyrin repeat-containing domain protein. NCBI's taxonomy places the organism in Eukaryota, Fungi, Ascomycota, Sordariomycetes, Glomerellales, Glomerellaceae. The record is from RefSeq and is a predicted model, not a curated record. The coding region runs from base 1 to 447 and encodes 148 amino acids. The transcript has a single exon. Gene Ontology annotation, molecular function: protein binding.
AUGGUGCAGACGUCAACGGAUCGGCGACAAAGGGCACUCCCCUUCUACAAGCCGCAGAAAAACGGGCAAGUGGAAAUUGCACGGCUUCUAUUGGAAGCUGGAGCAAAAUUUGACGUAUGCUCUCGCGAUGAUAAACGAAAUCCUCUUACCGAAGCUUCCAACAACGGGCACAGGUAUAUUGUGGACCUGCUCCUACGGAACCAUGCAAAUGUCGAUCGGCAAACGCGGAUUGGGAGCGCGCUUCUGGCAGCAGCGCGAGAGGGGCAUACUUCAGUUGUGCGGCUAUUGCUAGAGCACGGGGCUGACUACGAAGCUACGCACAAUCUACCUUCAUUACACACUAUUAGGUUGUGGCUGGAUUAUUAUGCGCCCAGAAACGGCGACGAUCCUCUCACUGGUGCCUCAACAUUUGGUCACACAGAGGUAGUGCGGCUAUUCUUGGAAUAA